GGAACAUCAAGAUGGCGGCCGACACGAGUGAAAGUACUGCUGAAAAACUAACGUUUACGUGCGCAUCAUGUGGUUUUGAAUGUAAUUAUGAAUAUUUUGGGAAAAAGCCGCCUUUCUCCAAAUCAGUGGUACUUCUGGAAGAUGCAUUUGUUAUUCGAGAUCCUUUCUCACCAAAUGCUGGGCAUUUAACAUUAGGUGGACGGUGCUGCUUGUGUACAAGACACAUUUGCAUUUCACAGACAUGCAGUAUUUUCUACACUGAGCGGUUCUGUAUUUCGUGUGUUCAGAAAAACAAAGAAGAAUUUCCAGAUGAAAUACUCAAGGAUCUGCAAAAGAAAGAUUCCUCUUGUAGCUAGAGAACAUUCAAUGGAAAGCAAUGGGAGGAGAGACUGGUUGUCAAACACAGAGCGCAAACCGGAUGGAAGGGAAAGAAAAACGAAAUGCCUGAGAAAUUAGGGAGAAGGUGGAAAAAAGGCAGCUUCUGAGAGGAAAAAAAACCUGUACUUAACCCCUAACAUACUAACAUCAGUAUGCAUAUUCUCCAUGCUGUUCUCUAGACAUUUCCUUAGGUGCUGUCCUGGAGAAUUUGUUUAGUAACCAUGUGCUUCUUUUGUUAGUGAUCAUUUCCUUUAUUCUCGUGACCUUAAUGUGUGACUCAGGGCUGAUAUUGUUGGGAGAAAAUAGAUGUUAGUCACUCCUAGGGGUCAAAGGUUAAAGGGAAGAAGUAGUGGUAGUAGUAAGUGAUUCCUUACAGAUCUUUGCGUAUCACAAGCUACGGUGUAAUCUAUGUGAUGUUCUCGCACGUCUAAGAUAAAUCUGAAGUAUUGCAUAUUUUAGUUCAAUGCCGGCCAUAAAUUUGUGUCGCCUUUUACUUAUCAGUUCCCUUGAUUCUGAGGGAUUGGAAAAUCAUGAGGUGGUUUUUAAAAGACAGAGUUGAACUUUGUCACCGGUCGUGCAAAAAUAAUAUUUCAGCUAUCUGCAUUUUUAGUGAGUCUUGAGUACACGAUCAAGGAUUGAAAGUAAUGUUCCAGUUUGUCAUACACUGACAAAAUAUUCUUUCUAACAAGUUCACUGAAUUACAUGAACUAAUUUUACAACCAUCAGGGUAGGAAACUGCCUUUAGAGAUUAUUCUACCUUAUUAAAACACUGCAUUACCCCAAGGUGGGACCGUUGGUGUCAGGGACCGACACCAAGACUUGUGUACAGCGGUCACAUGGCAAAUUGUAACUUUUAUAUUGCCGUGUUGUCGCAUCAGUCAGUUUAGCCAAUUUUUUUGGGCUUAAGAGCUUUUGUUUUUCAAAGGGAGUGUGAAGCACGUAACAUUGUUGUGUUUGUUUGAUGAUAGAGAAUAUGGCGUGCUGUAUGUAAGAAGUAAUUGCUCAAAUAAACCAGCCCUGCUCUAAGUGUAUUGGUCUUUAAUCAACACAAUAUAACCGAAGGAGCGGAAAG
Molecule: messenger RNA, 1450 nt
Organism: Pocillopora verrucosa
Lineage: Eukaryota; Metazoa; Cnidaria; Anthozoa; Scleractinia; Pocilloporidae
Product: cysteine-rich DPF motif domain-containing protein 1-like
Source: RefSeq, a predicted model, not a curated record